GAGAAUUGCAAAAAUAAAAGGACCAGGUCAGGCAGGGUAUAUAAAUAUCCAUUGCCAUUGAGGUUCUGCUGUCGUUGAGAGACUGAAACAACUCCAAGGACACAGGUCACAGCGACGUGGUUCUCAGCUCUGAAAUACUGAUUGAACCGGGGACAAUUAUUAGAACGCUCAGGCCAACGACGCUGCAGAGACCCGGUGAAGGAGACAGAGAGGACCCUUUUGUCGCUGGCCUAUUUCCUGCGUCCCCAGCAUGUGUACUGGGGGUUGUGCCAAGUGCCUGGGGGGCACCCUCAUUCCCCUCGCUCUGUUUGGCUUCCUGGCUAACAUCCUGCUAUUUUUCCCUGGAGGAAAAGUCAUAGACAACAACAAUCACCUUUCUGACGAGAUCUGGUAUUUCGGAGGAAUAUUGGGAAGCGGGGUCUUGAUGAUCUUCCCUGCACUGGUGUUCUUGGGCCUGAAGAACAAUGACUGCUGUGGGUGCUGCGGCAACCAGAGCUGUGGGAAGCGAUUUGCGAUGUUCACGUCCACGAUAUUCGCCGCGAUUGGAUUCUUGGGCGCUGGGUACUCAUUUGUCAUCUCAGCCGUCUCCAUCAACAAGGGUCCUAAAUGUCUCAUAACCAACGACACGUGGAGCUACCCCUUCCACGACGGGGAUUACCUCGGUGACAAAGCCUUAUGGAGCAAGUGCACAGAGCCCCUUGAUGUGGUUCCGUGGAACCUGACCCUCUUCUCCAUCCUGCUGAUCGUAGGAGUAGUCCAGAUGUGUCUCUGCGCCAUCCAGGUGAUCAAUGGCCUCCUGGGGACCCUCUGCGGAGACUGCCGGUGUUGCGGCUGCUGUGGGGGAGAAGGACCAGUUUAAAUCUCUGCGAUGAGUUGCCUGAACUUUGCACCACGUGGGGAGAGACCUGAAACUUACUCUCCUCCUCUCGGGGCGGUUCCUUCCCAUCUGUGUCCAGAUGACAAAGCUGGUCCGGGGGGGGGGGGGGGGGGAGGGGUGGACAGAGUCCUUGCUUCUUUCUAACCAGUUUUGCUCAAGUUAGAAUUUUGUUAUCUUCAAAUAAAAGGUAGUUUGGCUGCUUAACAAAUUAGAUGACACAUUUCUCAAAUUAGCCUCUUCCUAGGAUUUUAAAACAGCUUCAAAGCAAAGUUUUCGUCAUUUUUUUUUUCCUUAGAAGUCUGAAACAUAUAUAAUGUCCCUCCCCCAUUUUGUACAUAGAGAUGUUUAUAUCUUUGGGAGGUUAUGUAACUCAAAGGAAGAAAGCACAUUAAAAGUGAGAAAUGAAGACCCACUGGUAUUCUCAAAGUGAAGGGGGAAAAAAAAAAAGAAUGAUUCAUCGUAAACGACUUUUAUUUGAUGCUGCUUUGCUAACAUGUUGAGUUACUUGUGACCAGUCUCUGGAGCCUGGCAACAUGCUAGGGGUCCCUUAUGUACAGUAAAUUAAAACCUGAAUUUGGAACUGAAA
Molecule: messenger RNA, 1463 nt
Organism: Tupaia belangeri chinensis (Chinese tree shrew)
Lineage: Eukaryota; Metazoa; Chordata; Mammalia; Scandentia; Tupaiidae
Gene: TM4SF4
Product: transmembrane 4 L six family member 4
Exons: 5
Coding region: 251-859 (202 amino acids)
Cellular component (GO): membrane
Source: RefSeq, a predicted model, not a curated record